AUGGACGCGGAAUCGGAAGGAAUCCCGCCGGUGGCGACUGGCAGCGGCCAGGCGGUGACCUCCGACACAGACUUUGAUCUCGCGGCCAAGCGAAAAACUUUCAUGUCGCAACCAUCCACGGUGGCCAUCCGUCGGCAGCAGGCGGUUUGUGUCAGGCGAGCGCACAAAAUCUACGGCACCAAAAAGAACCCCAACGUCAUCCUGGAUGGGUUGAACAUGACCGUACCGAAGGGCUCGAUCUACGGACUGCUGGGUGCGUCGGGUUGCGGCAAAACGACGCUUCUUUCGUGCAUCGUCGGUCGGCGGAGGCUUAAUUCGGGUGAAAUCUGGGUUCUGGGCGGUCGUCCUGGAUCACGUGGUUCCGGUGUACCUGGCCCGCGGAUCGGCUACAUGCCCCAGGAGGUGGCCUUGUACGGGGAGUUCACCAUCCGCGAGACGCUCAUCUACUUCGGUUGGAUCUACGGUAUGACCACGGAUCAGGUCGACGAGAAGACGGACUUCCUGUGCAAACUGUUGCAGCUCCCAAAUGCGUCACGUUUCGUGAAGAACCUGUCUGGUGGUCAACAGCGGCGCAUGAGUCUUGCAGCCGCUCUUCUAAACGAACCUGAGCUACUCAUUCUGGACGAACCGACCGUCGGUGUCGAUCCGGUGUUGCGACAGAGCAUCUGGGACCAUCUGGUCGAGAUCACGAAGUCCGGCAACACGACGGUGAUCGUAACAACACACUACAUCGAGGAAACACGCCAGGCACACGUGAUCGGGCUGAUGCGUGGUGGCAAGUUCUUGGCCGAGGAGUCACCCGCGGACCUACUGGCACAGUACCAAGCCGAAUCGCUCGAAGACGUCUUCUUGAAGCUGUCCGUGCUGCAGAACAUGGGCAAACGGCGACGUUCGUCGAUCGCGCAGGAAGUGGUCGAACACGUGCGCAUACCGGCCAUCAGCAACCCGGCUCUGGACCUAUCGCCGGAGGAGGAUCAUGGCGAGAUAUCGGGAGAGUUUGGAGACAACAUCUCGAUGUCGUCCCGCGGCCCAGAUGCGGUCACGCCCGAGAUCCAAGCACCACCACUGCCUCCCGAAGAGGACACCAAAACUCCGCUCAUCGAGUACAUGAAGUUCAUCAAACCGAAUCACAUGAGGGCACUGAUAUGGAAGAACUUCCUGUGGAUGUGGCGUAACGUUGGAGUGAUGGCAUUCAUCAUAGGUCUUCCAGUAGCGCAGAUCAUUCUCUUCUGCUGGGCCAUCGGACACGAUCCCGUUGGGCUGAAACUGGCCGUGGCUAACUACGAACUCGAAGAGGCAGGUUUCGGCUUCCAGGAGUGUCCGGUGUUCCCGGGCUGUAAUUAUUCGCUGCUCAGCUGUCGCUACAUGGAGUUUUUGAAAAACAGGAGCGUUGAAUUGGAGCUUUUUUCCAACGAAAACGACGCCCUGCAGCAGGUCACUCGAGGCAAAGCAUGGGGCGCGCUGGUAUUUGCUUCUAACUACUCCGACUCGCUGGUAGAACGCACGGAACGGGGUCGAGAUGUGGAUGAUUUCACCAUCGACUCUGCGAAUCUGGCUGUCACCAUGGACAUGUCAAAUCAACAAAUAGGCACGCUGCUUUACCGUGACAUCCAGUACGCGUUCUUUGACUUUAUCGAAAACAUCCUGAGCGAUUGUGACGUUAACCCCUCGAACGGUCGCAUCCCUUUCCAGUGGAACAGCCCCGUGUACGGUGAUCGUAAGCCGAACUUUACCGAUUUCGCCGCACCGGGCGUUAUUCUCACCAUCAUAUUCUUCCUUUCCGUCGCGCUAACCUCGGGCGCCAUGUUGAUCGAGCGUAACGAAGGCAUCCUGGAGCGGUGUCUCGUCUCGGGCAUCACCGGAAUCGAGAUUCUCUUCUCGCACGUCACCACACAGUUUCUGGUGAUGUGCUUCCAGACGGCACUCGUCAUGGUGUUUAGCUUCUCCGUGUUCAACCUCACCAACCGGGGCGACAUCGUGUGGGUCAUUCUGCUCACCAUCCUGACCGGGCUUUGCGGCAUGUGCUUCGGUUUCGUGGUGUCGUGCUCCUGUGAUAACGAACGUUCGGCCACGUACAUGGCGAUGGGCAGCUUCUUGCCGAUCGUGAUGCUUUGUGGCAUCAUCUGGCCCAUUGAAGGGAUGCACCCAUUAGUGCGGUUGUUCUCCGUCUUUCUGCCGCUGACCAAAUCCACCGAAUCGCUACGCUCGAUCCUGCAACGCGGCUGGGUCAUCGAGGAUCCGAACGUCUACAUCGGGUUCGCGUCGACUGCCAUCUGGAUCGUGAUCUUCCUUACCAUUAGUAUACUGCUGCUCAAGUUCAAGAAGGGAUAAAUGGCGCGUUGCUACAUUUGUCCCAGUGGACGCGAGCGUUCCCUGGCCACACGUGACCGGGCCUGGGAGGCGGGUGCUUAGUCAGCGGGUUUCUUUGUGUAGGUUAAGAUUUGUUGGACUGGAAUUCAUUACAUUUCAUGGACCUGAGCGUGUGCGGUGCUACCGCUUGGGGCUACAAACGGGCGCUUCUAGGUGAAACCCUGGCCAGCGACACAGGGAGUGUAAUGUCGGCUAGGCAGCCUGUUAUUUAUAGCAUUCUCCAUCGACCGUUCUCCUCACAACGCCCAUUCACUCAUCCGUCUGUUCUGUGUUUUAUCGAGCGGUUUGUUGUGCAUCUAAAUUCAUCUUUUUUCAAGUGCUCGCGGGAGUAGAUGAAUGUUCGCGGGCUAGUUUAGUAUUUUAAGCAGGCGAAAGGAAUUCAA
Molecule: messenger RNA, 2753 nt
Organism: Anopheles nili
Lineage: Eukaryota; Metazoa; Arthropoda; Insecta; Diptera; Culicidae
Gene: osy
Product: ABC transporter G family member 20
Exons: 7
Coding region: 1-2331 (776 amino acids)
Cellular component (GO): membrane
Molecular function (GO): ATP binding; ATP hydrolysis activity; ABC-type transporter activity
Source: RefSeq, a predicted model, not a curated record